UCUUGCUGGGGCUCAGCGUGCAAGCAGGCGAGUCUGGGCGGGUUCGGGCCCCUGCGCGCUGCACGCCCCCAGUCCCGAGCUCCGCCAGGCGGGGGGCGGUACUUAACCCUGGUGUUUGGGGGGUGCAGAUCGUGGGGGCCAGCUGCAGCUGUCGGCGGAGCAGGGAAGCGGAGACAUGAACUACGCGCGCUUCCUCACGGCGGCGAGCGCGGCCAGAAAGCCUUCGGCCCUCCGAGUCCUAAAUGAGCUGGUGAGCAGGUCGCCCAAAUCUCUCAUCUCCUUGGCUACCGGAUCACCAAACCCCAAGAUGUUCCCUUUCAAGACCUCUGUCAUCACCGUGGAAAAUGGAAAACCCAUCCACUUCGACGAGGAGAGCAUGCAUCGAGCCCUUCAAUAUUCCCAAAGUGCUGGAAUUCCAGAGCUAUUAUCCUGGCUAAAAGAGUUACAAAUAAAAAUUCAUAAUCCUCCUACUGUCAAUUAUCCAUCAAAUAAAGGACAAAUGGACAUAUGCAUCACAUCUGGCAGUCAAGAUGGUCUUUGCAAGAUGUUUGAAAUGAUGAUUAAUCCUGGAGAUAAUGUCCUCUACAAUGAGCCCAUUUACUCAGGAACACUUCAUGCUCUACAACCACUAGGUUGCAACUUUAUUAAUGUUGCCAGUGACAAUGAUGGGAUUAUUCCAGAAUCUCUCAAAGAAGUACUUUCCAGAUGGAAACCAGAAGAUGCCAGGAAUCCUGCCAAAAACACCCCCAAAUUUCUUUAUACCGUUCCCAAUGGCAAUAACCCUACUGGAGACUCAUUUACAAGUAACCGCAAAAAGGAAAUUUAUGAGCUGGCACAAAAAUAUGACUUCCUCAUAGUUGAAGAUGAUCCUUACUAUUUUCUCCAGUUCAAUAAGCCCUGGGUGCCAACAUUUCUUUCCAUGGAUGUUGAUGGCCGCGUCAUCCGGGCUGACACUUUCUCAAAAAUCCUAUCCUCUGGGUUGAGAAUAGGGUUUCUAACUGGCCCCAAACCCUUAAUAGAGAGAAUUGUUUUACAUACGCAAGUUUCAAGUGUCCACAGCAGCACUUUUGCACAGAUGCUUGUUUCAGAGCUGCUAUACCAGUGGGGUGAAAAGGGAUUCAUGGAUCAUGUGGAGAGGGUUACUGAGUUCUAUAGGUCCCAGAAGGACGCAAUGCUGGCAGCUGCAGACAAGUGGUUGAGUGGUUUGGCAGAAUGGAAUGAACCCACCGCGGGAAUGUUUUUAUGGGUUAAAAUUAAGGGCAUUUCUGAUGCAACAAAACUGAUUGAAGAAAAGGCCUAUAAGAAAGAUGUAUUAAUGGUUCCUGGAAGUGUUUUCUACAAUGACUGCAAAGCUCCCAGCCCUUACUUCAGAGCUUCCUUCUCUUUAGCUUCUCCAGAACAACUGGAUGUGGCAUGCCAAAGAUUAGCCGAACUCAUAAAAGAAAAUAUAUGAAGAAAUUAAAGUCGUCGCAUAGAAUUAAAGUAUUUGUGGAUUUUUUGAGUUAAAUCAUUUUUGAUUUAUCAGGAAGAAAUGAUGAUUGGAUCAGACUUACAGAUUUAAUUUCAUCAAGUAUGUUAUGUCUGUAAUAAUUUGAACACUAUUUAAAGCUAUCAGAUUUUAUAUAUAUUUGUAAUCCACGCAGAUCUUUUGAUAACUGUUCAACUUGCAAAAUAUCACUUUUAGUCUGAAUUUUAUACAGAAUUUUGUAGAUGUUUUAUAAUUGCCCAUAAA
Molecule: messenger RNA, 1732 nt
Organism: Suncus etruscus (white-toothed pygmy shrew)
Lineage: Eukaryota; Metazoa; Chordata; Mammalia; Eulipotyphla; Soricidae
Gene: AADAT
Product: aminoadipate aminotransferase
Exons: 13
Coding region: 176-1453 (425 amino acids)
Biological process (GO): biosynthetic process
Molecular function (GO): pyridoxal phosphate binding; L-kynurenine:2-oxoglutarate transaminase activity
Source: RefSeq, a predicted model, not a curated record